GGGGCUUGUCCGUGGCGUGUGUGGAGGAGCUCUUCUCGGGAAGCUCUUAUGGAAAAUUCAGCUUUGUUCAUGGACAGUAAGAAUAUAGCUUGUGCGUCUUUCUCCUCUGGAGAAGCACGAGUGACAGAUAAGCCUGGUACGUCCUUCAGUAGAGAAGCAGAUAGCCCUGAAGACAUCAAAUUAACUGGUGAUGUCUCCGGAGCAACAGCCAGUAUUGACAUCAAACCAAAGUUCAUACAGCGAGCCAAAACAUGGUCGGAUGAAGUUGAAAAUCUGUACAGAUUUCAGCAAGCUGGCUAUAGGGAUGAAAUUGAAUAUAAACAUGUAAAGCAUGUUGAUGCGGUGGAAAGGUGGCCAGAAACUGGAUUUGUGAAGAAGCUUCAAAGAAGGGACAAUACUUUCUACUAUUAUGAUAAGGAAAGAGAAUGUGAAGACAAAGAAGUCCGUAACGUUAAAAUGUAUGCCUACUAAUUUAUGUUAUAUCCACUGUUUUUAGAAAUAAAUUUGUUUGAAUGUUUUUUGUCUUGAAUAGAA
Molecule: messenger RNA, 534 nt
Organism: Python bivittatus (Burmese python)
Lineage: Eukaryota; Metazoa; Chordata; Lepidosauria; Squamata; Pythonidae
Gene: MEIG1
Product: meiosis/spermiogenesis associated 1
Cellular component (GO): nucleus
Source: RefSeq, a predicted model, not a curated record